Messenger RNA from Merops nubicus (carmine bee-eater), 1295 nucleotides. It is a transcript of the gene CHRNA5, whose product is annotated as cholinergic receptor, nicotinic, alpha 5 (neuronal). Lineage: Eukaryota; Metazoa; Chordata; Aves; Coraciiformes; Meropidae. The transcript has 5 exons. Gene Ontology annotation, biological process: signal transduction; regulation of membrane potential; monoatomic ion transmembrane transport. Gene Ontology annotation, molecular function: transmembrane signaling receptor activity; acetylcholine-gated monoatomic cation-selective channel activity. Gene Ontology annotation, cellular component: postsynaptic membrane; synapse; neuron projection. The coding region runs from base 165 to 1295 and encodes 376 amino acids. The record is from RefSeq and is a predicted model, not a curated record.
CUGAACCUUCUUUUAUUGCUAAAAGUGAAGAUCGUUUGUUUAAACAUUUAUUUGAAGAUUAUCAAAGAUGGGUUCGUCCAGUGGAACACUUGAAUGACACGAUAAAAAUAAAGUUUGGCCUUGCAAUCUCUCAGCUAGUAGAUGUGGAUGAGAAAAAUCAAUUAAUGACAACUAAUGUCUGGUUGAAACAGGAAUGGAUAGAUGUAAAACUGAGAUGGAAUCCUGAAGACUAUGCUGGAAUAACAUCUAUUCGUGUCCCAUCUGAUUCUAUUUGGAUUCCAGAUAUUGUGUUGUAUGACAAUGCAGAUGGGCGUUUUGAAGGAACAUCUACAAAAACGGUGGUCAAAUACGAUGGCACCAUUGCUUGGACUCCACCAGCAAACUACAAAAGUUCUUGUACUAUUGAUGUAACUUUCUUCCCCUUUGAUCUACAAAAUUGCUCUAUGAAAUUUGGUUCCUGGACUUAUGAUGGCUCACAGGUUGAUAUAAUUCUUGAAGAUUAUGAUGUUGACAAAAGAGACUUUUUUGAUAAUGGAGAAUGGGAAAUAGUGACUGCAACAGGAAGCAAAGGAAAUAGGACUGAUGGAUGCUGCUGGUAUCCUUUUGUUACGUAUUCAUUUAUAAUUAGACGUUUGCCACUUUUUUAUACAUUAUUUCUCAUUAUUCCUUGUAUUGGGCUUUCAUUUCUAACUGUCCUUGUCUUCUAUCUUCCUUCAAAUGAAGGUGAAAAAAUUUCACUUUGCACUUCAGUACUGGUAUCUUUGACUGUUUUUCUUCUUGUUAUUGAAGAAAUCAUUCCAUCAUCUUCUAAAGUUAUCCCGCUUAUAGGAGAGUACUUGGUGUUUACUAUGAUAUUUGUGACAUUGUCCAUUGUGAUAACUGUCUUUGCUAUCAAUAUUCAUCAUCGUUCUUCGUCUACACACAAUACUAUGGCGCCUUGGGUGCGCAAGAUAUUUCUUCACAAACUCCCCAAACUGCUUUGCAUGCGAAGUCAUGUAGAUAGAUACUUUGCUCAGAAGGAGGAAACAGGAAAUACAAAUGGAUCGGAAUCACCGAGGAACACCUUGGAAGCAGCUCUAGAUUCGAUCCGGUAUAUUACAAGACACGUUAUGAAGGAGAAUGAAGUUCGCGAGGUUGUUGAAGACUGGAAAUACAUUGCUCAGGUGCUCGAUCGAAUGUUCUUAUGGACUUUUCUUCUGGUUUCAGUAAUUGGAUCACUUGUAUUAUUUAUUCCUGUUAUUCAUAAAUGGGCAAGUAUAAUAGUACCUACACACAUAGGCAGUACAAACGCAUAA